Molecule: messenger RNA, 2253 nt
Organism: Dentiscutata erythropus
Lineage: Eukaryota; Fungi; Glomeromycota; Glomeromycetes; Diversisporales; Gigasporaceae
Source: the annotation of a GenBank genome assembly
AUGCCAAAAAAAUAUAAAAAGUUAUUUAAUCAGGAUUACAAAAAGAUCUUUAUGUAUUGUGCGAGAACUGCUUCACAUUUUCGUGAUGAUAUGUUUCCGCCUUGUGAUACAUCACUUUGGAAACAUAAAUCUAUUCCUGAUUAUCAUGAACCUGUUGAAUGGAAAAGGUGUAAGGAUAUAAAUCCUGAUCCUCAUUUAUUUAUAUUCAAUAAUAAACGAUUAAAUACAGAUGUUGUUAAAGGAGUUGUCGGUGAUUGUUGGUUUGUAUCAGCCUUAGGUGUUUUGGCUGCCCACCCAAAACUUUUACAUAAAAUAGUUCCUGAAUGGACCGCACAAGAUUGGUGUCAUAGUACUGACCCUGGUAAACAAUUGGGUGUUUAUAAUUUUAGAGAUACUGAACGACAUCCUGGAAUAUUUCGUUUUAGAUUUUAUAGAUAUGGGGAAUGGAUAGAAGUGGUUGUCGACGAUUAUCUUCCAAUGAAGAAUCGCCGUCUUAUAUAUGCACACUCAAAAAAUCCUAAAGAAAUGUGGUGUUCAUUGCUGGAAAAAGCUUAUGCGAAACUUUGCAAAUGUUAUGAAGCUCUAGAAGGUGGUUCGCCUUCUGAUGCACUUGUUGAUCUAACAGGUGCUGUUCCGGAAACAAUUCAACUACAUUCGGAAGAAGGUGAGGAUAGUAUCAUACAAAAAAUGGGUGAAAAAAAAUUUAUUGCUAUGAUACAAGGUGCCAUUAGGGAAAAAGCACUAGUGAGUUGUUCCAUUGAUGUACUUGAAGAUGAAAUUCAACAAGAAAGAUUACCUAAUGGUUUGGUUGUUGGACAUCCGUAUGGAAUUACAAAUAUACAAUUACUUAAAAUCGGUUCUAUGUUCAAUAAAACUGAAGUCAUUCUCAUACGUCUACAUAACCCAUGGGGUGAGGUAGAAUGGAAUGGUCCUUGGUCUGAUAAAUCACCAGAAUGGAACAACAUUUCCGAUUCUAAACGUAAAAAAUUAGGAUUUACUAUUGCGGAUGAUGGUGAUUUUUGGAUGUCUUUUCAAGAUUUUAUAUCAAACUUUUCUACUAUCACAAUUUGUCGUUGUAUCAACACAUCAUUCUUAACAUUUGGACGACGUUGGCAUGGUGCGAUGUUUCGUGGAGAAUGGUCAAUAGAGGACGAUACAGCCGGUGGAUGCAUUAACAACACAGAUACGUUUUAUCAAAACCCACAAUACUCUAUCAAAAUUCGUGAACCUACAAUCCUAAUAGUAUCAUUAAUGCAACGAGUUGAUCAUGAAGAAAUUGGUGCUGAAAAGAUUACAAUAGGAUUUGUUAUUCUUAAAGUUGAAUUAAAUCGAAGAUAUCGAAUUCAUCAACCUACUUAUGAAAUUGCUGGUCGUGUUACCUAUAUUAAUUCUCGUGAAGUUAGUGAAAGAGUUUCUUUGAAACCUGGGCAUUACUUCUUAAUCCCCUCUGCAUAUAAUGUUGAUGAUGAAGGUUUAUAUUUUAUGCGUUUAUUUUCUUCCAAACCUAUAAAUGUCAGAUUACUUAAGAAAGAUUCACCAAAACGUAAAUGGUAUUACCCCUUAAUUUAUUAUGGAAAACCUUAUUUUGUUGGAAUUAUAAGAGUUCAAAUAUUAGGCGGUCAAUUCACGAGGCACAUUGAUAAAGCAUAUGUCAAAAUAACAUUUACAGAUUAUAAAAAGAAAAUAGUUUCACAAAUAACACCAAAGUUUAAUACGAUAAAACCAGAAAUUGGAGCUGAAUUUCUAUUUUAUACGAGAGACCCUUCAACUGCAAAGUUUUCAUUUCAAUUAUAUCAAAGUCAAACAUUUGGCAGUGAUAAAAUGAUGGGUGAAACAAGAAUAAUGACUAAUGAUUAUUCAAAAGACGGUAAAGAUGGAAAAUUUUGGGAAAUUACAAAGACUUUAACACGAGUUAUUCAAGUUCCAAAACAUAUGGGAAUGAUCAGAAGUGAGGAAGUAGAGGCUUCCGGUAACUCUGCUCAUGUAUAUAGUCGUAAUGAACAUCUUUCGACUGGAUCUCACACAUCUCUGAGUAUGCCUGGAGGAUAUAGUCGUGGAAUAGAAUACGGUACUGGUGGAAUUGGGGUAAUGGACACAAGUACAUAUGAUAUGCCUAACAGAAAGGUUCUUGUGGAACGAGGGAGAAGGAGAAAGAAAAAAAAAAUUGGUCAAAGUAUGUUUGUUCCACAAGUAGUUGAUGCUGGAAUUGGUGAUUUGCAAGUAAGGCUGUUAUAUUGUCGUGGGGUUAUAUAA